This is a messenger RNA of Misgurnus anguillicaudatus (oriental weatherfish), 1076 nucleotides long. It is a transcript of the gene lim2.5, whose product is annotated as lens intrinsic membrane protein 2.5. Lineage: Eukaryota; Metazoa; Chordata; Actinopteri; Cypriniformes; Cobitidae. Gene Ontology annotation, cellular component: plasma membrane. The record is from RefSeq and is a predicted model, not a curated record. Gene Ontology annotation, molecular function: structural constituent of eye lens.
UGGACCCGGUGUGCGACCGUCACGUGUCUACACCACCGACAAGCUCAAGUGCAUUUGUUCAGUGGUUUUGUUUUAAUAGAUUUUGCCACCAUCAACAGAAAAGCAGAGAGCAUAACUUUUUGGAAUUAGGCCUAGCAGGUCCUCUUUGACGUUACGCUCUCUGCGGACUCUCACUUUCUUUCUCUCUCUCUCGCUCUUUUCCUUCGGGAAGGUCCAGAUUUAAGCAGGUUUAAUUUUCUUGAAGACUUCAGUGUGUUUAGUUUUUGUCAGGAUGUACAGUUUCAUGGGAGGGGGUUUGUUCUGUGCCAUCGUGGGCAACAUCCUGCUGGUGGUUUCCACGGCGACGGACUACUGGAUGCAGUACAGGCUGUCCGGCAGCUUCGCUCAUCAGGGCCUGUGGCGUUACUGCAUGUCCGGCAAAUGCUACACGCAGACCGACAGCAUCGCUUACUGGAACGCAACCCGAGCCUUUAUGAUCCUGUCUGCCUUGUCGUGUUUUUCGGGAAUCAUCGCAGGAAUUCUGUCCUUUGCUCAUUUUUCUGCCUUUGAGAAGUUUAACCGUUCCUUUGCUGCAGGAAUCAUGUUUUUUGUUUCCACACUUUUUGUUCUUCUUGCUAUGGCGAUCUACACCGGGGUGACCGUGAAUUUCCUAGGAAAGCGUUUUGGUGAUUGGCGUUUCUCCUGGUCCUACAUACUGGGCUGGGUCUCUUUGCUCAUGACUUUUUUUGCAGGUAUAUUUUACAUGUGUGCCUUCAGGAUGCAUGAAUGCAGAAGAGUGGCCGGCCCUCGCUAGAGCGAAAUAAAGCAUUAACUUUAUAUCAAGCCAAUGCCAAUCUCAUCCUGAUUUAAAUUUGAACGUAAAUGAAGCAAGUAGUCUACAUAAUAAAAGAUUUCUCCUUCAGCCUCUGCUGCUUCCCCACAUGAUGUUACAGCAUUACUUUAAUCUCUUUAAUCUCUAUACAAAUUUUCCCCUGAUGCACAUUUAAAAUGCAAAUUAUAAUCCAUAGUCAAAACUGAACAAUAUUUCAUGCACACACGCAAAAUCUUAAAUAAAAUUUCACAGUGUUUUCUUGUCA